AUUGCAACAUAUUACAAGUCAGACUACAAGUGUGACAGUUGAAAAAGUGUAAGGGACUUAACGUGUUGGAAAUUGCAAUCACUUAUUGGACGCAUCGCCAUGGCUUUCCGAAGACUAUGGCAACCAGCGCUCGUGGCCAGCGGCCGACGUGGUAUGUACAAGGCGGCGACAAAAGAUGUUCCAAAAGUUGAAAUAACUUCAAAAAUUGCGCUUCCCGACUCUACGGUUCGUAAUGCCAGAACAAUGAACUUUGCUGUCGGAUUCAAUUGGACUGAUCACAAAAAGGGGGACAUUGAUUAUUCCAGCUGUGAUUUUUUGGCUAUAGGGCACGACCGUAGAAUCAACGAAGCCCAAGCUGAAUUUAUCCUUUCACAAAUUGACGAUGGUAAAGCUGCCUGGGGUAAGACAGCUGUAUGGCCCCGUACGAAGGAUUCCCCGAUGGUCAAAUUUCAGGAAGCGGCGGCUGAAUGGCUUAACGCUGAAGCAGUUGUGUUGACAAAAAGUGGGAUGGAUGCCAAUUGUGGUCUAAUGGAAAUCCUCCUCUCAAAUAACGAUAUCCCUGUUUAUCUUGAUUUCCUUGCCCAUAAGACAUUUCGAUAUGGCAUAUCAGCAGCUAAGGGGGAGAUGAUCGUCUUCAAGCACAAUAACUUAGAAGAUCUAGAAGCCCAAAUGGCAAAGCGUGGCCCAGGGUUCAUAAUCGUGGACAGUUUGUACAGUUCUCUUGGUACGAUAGUACCGUUAAAAGACAUUUGUGAUCUUGCGGACAAAUACGGAUCAGCGUUAAUUGUCGACGAAUCCCACGGUCUUGGGGCACAUGGAGAUCUUGGGAACGGAAUAGUGUGUCAGCAAGGACUAGAAGAUAGGGUGCAUUUUAGAACAGCCGGCCUCACCAAGGGUCUUGCCUCCACUGGUGGACUUUUCACGGGUACGAAAGAAUUUAUUAAGUUAUUCCGCGGAAACACAACCAAAUCGGUGUUUAGUUACGCAGUCCAGGAUUACGAAGCAGUCCGCCUGUUGACAGCAUUGAAGAUCGUGAAAGGGGCAACGGAUAGGCGUGAGUCCCUCCACAAGAAAUUCACCUAUUUAAAACAGAAGAUGAGAGAUAUCGGCUACCAUGGUUACUAUCUUGACCAGCCAAGUCAAAUAUUCGGAUUUUGCACUGGCGAUUAUGACAAUACAGUUGGGUUGGACAGAGCCCUUAAAUCUAAGGGCAUAUUCCCAACUGCAUUCACAUUUCCCGCUGCGCCAAGAGAUCGUUCAUUACUCAGAUGGACUGUGACUGACCAAGUAACAAUGGAACAAUUGGACUAUACACUCGGCGUGUUGAAACAAUUUAUUGAUGAUGGCACGGCAAAGCCAUCAGAAUGGCCUGACUAUGAGAGACCAUGUUAUUAAUUGCAAUAGUGCCAAAGAUCAAUGAGAGCAUCCAAAAUCUCAUAAAUCAAAUCAUUAGAGAUACCUUUGUAAAACAUAUUAUUUUAGAUUUAGUUUGUUAUCUAUCGUGUUGUAAUUUUACAUUUGGUGUGUAAUUAAUUAACUCAAAUCACGUUUAUCUCACAAGAAUAUUACAAGGCAUCUUCAAAAUGUCAUUUUUAUGAACUGUGUAAAUACAACUCGGGUCAUCGACUGACUUAUAAAGUGUCUAAAGUGACAGUUUAAAACUGUCAAAAAUGAAAAAG
Owenia fusiformis is the source of this 1679-nucleotide messenger RNA. The record is from the annotation of a GenBank genome assembly. Lineage: Eukaryota; Metazoa; Annelida; Polychaeta; Sabellida; Oweniidae.